UUUGACAAUUUGACAAGCAUCUUUCUUUUGUAAACAUUGAGAACCAUUUAAUUGAUUUCUGGAAAUGUAAACCUGAGAAGAAUGUAGCAUAAAAGUGUAGGAAUUGUAAUUUUGCUAUAUUUGGGCUUUGAAUUAUUUGUGUAUAACGGCUAACUGUGUAAUUCUCGUAGCCUAUUUCGAAUUCAGUGAAAAUGUUCUCAAAGUACAUCACCGACAUUUAUCUACAAUAAUACGCAAUUGACUACAGUAAUAUUAAAAUAUGUAUCCGACUAUGGAAAAUUUCUUAAUGCAAUCGAGGCAGAAGUUGUACAGGGGCGAAGAGUUUGAAGACGAGUUGAAUGAUUUGUUUAAUAAAAAGUUUAAAUUCCGCUUUAACAGUGAGUGGACAUUGCCGCCUGGCGAUACUUGGUUUACUGAUGCACCUUGGAAAGUAAAGGGUUUGGAAUAUUUGAAAAGUCGUUUAAACUUCCAUAAGAGUCAACUGAACGACUUUAGCAUUGAGGAAUGGAGUAGUCACACUCGGCGACGCAAUCCUGCCGGCGAGGUUUGCUGGAAGCUUAGAUGCCUGGUGAACCCCGAAUUUCUCACGCAGGCCUGGACUAAGUUCUAUGAGUGUGCUUCAACAUACAACAUUGUGCCACCAGAGGCUAUUUCGGACAUGAAAAUGGUGUCAUUACAUCUCUGUGAAGCUCCCGGUGCAUUUAUUACAUCAUUAAACCAUUAUUUAAAGCUACAUCACCAGGCUAUUGAUUGGAAAUGGGUAGCAAAUACUCUGAAUCCAUAUUAUGAAGGCAACUCAUCAUCAAACAUGAUCAGUGAUGAUCGCUUCAUGUUCCACACUUUAGACAAUUGGGACUUUGGUGUUGACAACACUGGCAAUCUGAUGCAUUGGGAAAAUUCACAAGCUAUUAUCAAGAAAGCCAAGUCCUUAGGCAAGGUGCUGCUAGUAACUGCCGAUGGAUCAAUUGAUUGUCUCCAGAAACCUGAUGCCCAAGAAGAAGUUACUUCACCGCUCCAUUACUGUGAAAUUAUAACAGCACUACAAGCAUUAAGCCCAGGUGGAACAUUAAUCUUCAAAUUGUUUACUAUUUUCGAACAUUCCACAGUGAACCUUUUGUAUCUACUUAAUCAGUUGUUCAAAGAAGUAAACAUUUAUAAGCCAAUAACAUCCCGUCAAGGGAAUUCUGAGGUGUAUGCUAUCUGCAUGCAAUACAAAGGUUUAGAUCUGAAACCUUACAUACCAAUAUUACAGAGUGCAUUUGGAACAGAACUCUAUUCAAAUAAAUCAUUGUUCCCACUUGAGAAAAUACCUGAAUCAUUUCUAAAGCAAAUUGAAGAAUGCGCAUAUUACUUCUGCUCGAUUCAAUGUCAUGUUAUAAACAAUAACCUCCAAGCAUAUCUCAUGCAAAAGAACAUAGCUCUACACAGGGAUAUGAAAAAGAUCAGGGCCAUUGUAGCUUCUGAGUUUAUUUGGAAAUACAAUCUCAAACCGAUUAGUAACAAUCAGGAACUUUUAAAAGGCACACUACAUGAAGAAAAUAAAAUAAACACAAAUCCACGAUACCAUAGAGGCUCGUAUACCGAACGACAACUGUACACAAAGAUGUCAUUAAAAGAAAAACAUAAAAAUUUGAAUAUGUUCCUUCAAGCUGAACUUCUAUCCAACCCAAUGAUACAUAUCACAGAACCAGUUAAAUGGAUGACUGGAGCGGAGUCCUCAAAGAUAGAUGUCGUUUUCACAUAUGGAAAACCUUUGCUAAAAGUAAACAGUUCAAAGUUCAUAUUUGUCCCUAUCUACAAACUUUACCAACAGAUUCUAGCUGAGGAGGAAUUCAAAGAGAUCAUUCUCUACAGACCCGCUAAACCAAAAAUUGAUCCUAGUCUAUUAGGACCUGAACCAUCUAAAAUUAUUACACUACCCGAGUUCCAAUACAGGGAGAGUUACAAUGUUUAUGAGAAGAAUUGUUUUAAGACAUUACUGAAUGGAAUGCGGGAGUUACUGGAUGGUGAAUCAAUUUUAUUGCAGAAUUUCAACACAUUGACACAUUUCAAUGUUAGUAUUGUCUAUAUUCUCUCAAAGGCGUGUUUUGAAAAGACAGGACUCACUUCUUGCGGAAAUAUCAUUCUUAGCAAGUUGAUUAACAAAAAUUGUUUAAAGUACAUGGAAUAUAUUGACGAUGAAUGCAACAAUAUUCGUAAGGAUGAAAAGAAGGAUGUGUUGAAUUGCCUCCCGGUUCAGGUGACCAACUCCGAAGAUUUCUUCAGUAACAUAGUCUUCUACAACAAUACUUUCUAUAGAAAUAAAUGCAUCGAAUACUUGGAAAAGAUUAAACAAUCUUUAUAAAUGUAUAAAUAUUUCUUAUAUUGUGUAUUCAAUGUGUAGAGAGUAUUUUUUUAAUUGCUUUUAUUCUUGUAAUAAAACCUGUUAUUGUCUUCUAACAAUGUGUAUUAAAGACUUUCUGAAUGUUU
Papilio polytes (common Mormon) is the source of this 2469-nucleotide messenger RNA. RefSeq names its product cap-specific mRNA (nucleoside-2'-O-)-methyltransferase 2 (gene aft). The record is from RefSeq and is a predicted model, not a curated record. Gene Ontology annotation, biological process: 7-methylguanosine mRNA capping. The coding region runs from base 260 to 2344 and encodes 694 amino acids. The transcript is spliced from 4 exons. Gene Ontology annotation, molecular function: methyltransferase cap1 activity. Lineage: Eukaryota; Metazoa; Arthropoda; Insecta; Lepidoptera; Papilionidae. Gene Ontology annotation, cellular component: cytoplasm; nucleus.